This is a messenger RNA of Dibothriocephalus latus, 441 nucleotides long. The record is from the annotation of a GenBank genome assembly. NCBI's taxonomy places the organism in Eukaryota, Metazoa, Platyhelminthes, Cestoda, Diphyllobothriidea, Diphyllobothriidae.
AUGUAUCGCUUACUACCCCAGUCCUUUAUGAGGAUCCUGUCUCGAGGAACGGUGGUCACCUCAAAGUUCUCAUCCCGCCCGCCUUCCGCGCCCCCUCCGUCUGCCGCUCGUCUGCCGAGCGAUUUCUCGUUUGCCGAUCCGGAUUUCCACUUCCGUGAAGAUCAGGUUCCAAAGCAGACGGAUGUCUUGGUGAUCGGAGGCGGGGUGGUUGGUUGGGCCGUGGCCUACUGGAUUCGCUUCCUCGCUCGAACCACCGUGACGGUGGUGGAACGAGAUCCGACCCUGUCUCAUUCCUCCAGUGUGCUCAGUCUAGCCACCCUACGGACACAAUUUUCGGAAGCGGAGAACAUUCAGAUGUCUCUGUUUGCUGCCGAGUUCCUGCGUGAAGUAGAAGAAUACCUACGAUCCACUCGUGAGUAUCAUAUAACUACAGACAUGUAA